Miscanthus lutarioriparius is the source of this 1326-nucleotide messenger RNA. The record is from the annotation of a GenBank genome assembly. NCBI's taxonomy places the organism in Eukaryota, Viridiplantae, Streptophyta, Magnoliopsida, Poales, Poaceae.
AUGGUCGAUAGGAGCAGCAGGGCCGUGCUCAUCGGGGUCACCGCCGGCGUCGCGGCCGCGCUGCUCGCGGCGGCGGGUGUGCUCCUGGCCAUCUGGCUCUACCGCCGGCGGGCCAGCGUCGCCACCGCACGGACGCGGUCCCUCGAGUCGCCCUCGGCCACGCUGCGGGCCGACGGCGCCGGAUGCGCCAGCCUCGACUCCAGCGUCUCCGUCUCCGUGGUCUCCGAGAGCGUCGCCGACUGGGGCCACCCGCCACCGCCCAAACGCGCCGCGUUCUGGGCCUGGAGAGGAGGCGGCGCCGGCCACAACGGCAGGGAGCCGCCGCCGCUGUCCGUCUCCGGGAUCCCAAAAUACCAUUACAAGGAUCUGCAGAAGGCUACCAGCAACUUUACCACAAUUCUGGGGCAAGGAUCGUUCGGUCCUGUGUACAGAGCUGUAAUGGCCACCGGUGAAGUGGUAGCUGUAAAGGUGCUCGCGAGUGAUUCAAGGCAAGGGGAAAGAGAGUUCCAGACUGAGGUAGCAUUGCUUAGCAGGCUGCAUCAUAGGAAUCUUGUUAAUUUGGUUGGGUAUUGUGUGGAAAAAGGGCAGCGCAUUCUGAUUUAUGAGUACAUGAGCAAUGGGAGUUUGGCAAGACUUUUAUAUGGUGACAAUAAACGGAGUUUGACCUGGCAAGAAAGGCUGCAAAUUGCUCAUGAUAUCUCUCAUGGAAUUGAGUAUCUGCAUGAAGGGGCUGUUCCACCUGUUAUUCACAGGGACCUAAAGUCUGAUAAUAUACUUUUGGACCAUUCGAUGAGGGCCAAGGUUGCAGACUUUGGUCUAUCAAAGGAGGAAGUGUAUGAUGGAAGUAAGUCUGGCCUCAAGGGCACCUAUGGAUAUAUGGAUCCUGAUUACAUGUCCACAAAUAAGUUAACAAAGAAGAGUGAUGUGUACAGUUUCGGCAUAAUACUUUUUGAACUGAUAACAGCCAUAAAUCCGCAACAAGGUCUAAUGGAGUACAUUAAUCUGGCAGCAAUUGGAGGGGAGGGAAGGGUUGAUUGGGAGGAGAUACUGGAUAAGGACCUCCUAGUAGGGAACAUCCCUGAAGAGGUCCGGAUGUUUGCUGAUGUUGCCUACCGAUGCGUUAACAAGAGUCCAAGGAAGCGCCCCUGGAUAUCAGAGGUCACGCAGGCCAUCUCAAGGCUCAGGCAGUGCCAGCUGACAAAGUAUGAUGCGCUAACUCUGCCAAGGAGUGAGACCAGGACCGUCCUUAGGAGGAUAGAGUACCAGCAUGUGGAGCUUAGUGACCUCACCAGCAUGAAAGAACUUACGCCGAUAAGGGUAUCAUGA